This is a messenger RNA of Acanthosepion pharaonis, 1317 nucleotides long. NCBI's taxonomy places the organism in Eukaryota, Metazoa, Mollusca, Cephalopoda, Sepiida, Sepiidae. The record is from the annotation of a GenBank genome assembly.
AUGUGUUCUCUGCAUAUACCUUGCUGUUGUCUCGGAAUAUCCCUUAUUGUUCACUGGGAAUAUGUCGUGUUGUUCCCUGGGAAUAUGCCGUGUUGUUCCCUGGGAAUAUCCCUUACUGUUACCUGGGAAUAUGCCGUGUUGUUCCCUGGGAAUAUGCCGUGUUGGCCCCUGGUAAUAUGCCGUGUUGUUCCCUGGGAAUAUCCCUUAUUGUUCCCUGGGAAUAUGCCGUGUUAUUCCCUGGGAAUAUCCCUUAUUGUUCCCUGGGAAUAUCCCUUAUUGUUCCAUUGGAAUAUCCCUUAUCGUUCCCUUGGAAUAUGCCGUAUUGUUCCCUGGGAAUAUCCCUUAUUGUCCCCUGGGAAUAUGCCGUGUUGUUCCCUUGAAAUAUCCCUUAUCGUUCCCUGGGAAUAUGCCGUGUUGUUCCCUUGGAAUAUGCCGUGUUGUUCCCUUGGAAUAUCCCUUAUUGUUCCCUGGGAAUAUGCCGUGUUGUUCCCUGGGAAUAUGCCGUGUUGUUCCCUGGGAAUAUCCCUCAUUGUUCCCUGGAAUAUCCCUUAUCGUUCCCUGGGAAUAUGCCGUCUUGUUCCCUUGGAAUAUCCCUUAUUGUUCCCUGGGAAUAUCCCUUAUUGUUCCAUUGGAAUAUCCUUUAUCGUUCCAUGGGAAUAUGCCUUAUUGUUCCCUGAGAAUAUCCCUUAUUGUUCCCUGGGAAUAUCCCUUAUUGUUCCAUUGGAAUAUCCCUUAUCGUUCCCUGGGAAUAUGCCGUCUUGUUCCCUGGGAAUAUACCGUGUUGUUCCCUUGGAAUAUCCCUUAUUGUUCCCUGGGAAUAUGCUGUGUUGUUCCCUUGGAAUAUCCCUUAUUGUUCCCUGGGAAUAUCCCUUAUUGUUCCAUUGGAAUAUCCCUUAUCGUUCCCUGGGAAUAUGCCGUAUUGUUCCCUUGGAAUAUCCCUUAUUAUUCCCUGGGAAUAUCCCUUAUUGUUCCCUUGGAAUAUCCCUUAUCGUUCCCUGGGAAUAUGCCGUCUUGUUCCCUGGGAAUAUCCCUUUAUUGUUCCCUGAGAAUAUGCCGUGUUGUUCUCUUGGAAUAUCCCUUAUCGUUCCCUGGGAAUAUGCCGUCUUGUUCCCUGGGAAUAUCCCUUAUUGUUCCCUGGGAAUAAGCCGUGUUGUUCACUGGGAAUAUCCCUUGUUAUACAUAUUUUCUCUCUCUCUCUCUAACUCAUUAUCACUCACUCUCUCAAUCUCACACUCAAUGACUUCCUCUCUCUUGUUUUCCUCUCUCUCUCUCUCUCUCUCUCUCUCUCUCUUCCUACGCACAUUUACGCAACGUUAA